AUUAUUAGGUGGGACAUUACCAAAUAGCCGCAUAAUGCUAAGUGGGCUGUUAACCUUACAGCCAUGACGUCACGGUCACAUCAUCUGCCCCCUCGACACAAACUAUGCGUAUGAGGAGGCGAACUAUCCGCUAAAUUAGUUCAUUUUAAAUGGAAAUGAGCUCAUAGCUCAUACAUCAUCCCAAGGGAAACUGCGCCAUGUAAUGGGCGGGAUGAUAACCCAAAUACUAUGUAUACCACCCAGGGUACCCUGCUUAUCAAACGUUAGCGCUAGUUUAUCGACCUAAUCGGUUUCUUAAAUGCUUAUCCGGAAAUCAAAGCUGGCCAAAAUUGAACUGGACUUCAUGCGUCUACGCCCUGGCUCUCGGCUCUCGCCCUCAGUCGGGAGUGUGCCUCCCACUGCCGACUGGCUCCGCUCUGUUGUGGCCAGCCGCUGAUAUGGCGACGCCAACCCCAGUCUCGGUAGCGGUCCCGCCUUUCAUGCUUGCAGGCUGACUUUGUGAAUUGUUAGUUGUUCAGUGCCAGUCCGUCAGGCGACUACAAUGACCACCACUCCACUAGACGACGCCGCCAACGUGACAGCUUUUAUCGAUUUUGGAUAUACACUUUAGAGAGCUUGUUUCCAAGGAAAAGUUCCAGCUCGGGACCUCGCUGGGCACCCACACAGUACGGCCUCUACAUGAGUAUGUUGGGGUUUGUCUAUCUGGUUCUCAUCUUGGGCUGGAUACUGAUCGUGCUGUUUCUCAAGUGCAAAAAGUCCUUGGCCGCACCGUUUCGCUUUGGCGAGAACUACACAGAUGCCAUAGCCGAUACGGAACGUCGUCCUUCGGUGCAUGUGAUACAGCUGCAGAAUGAGGAUGUGGAGAGCGAAGACCACUAUUUGGAUAGCUUUCAUAGGAACACAGAAAACCUGCAGCGGUACUCGCAUCGUUCGCAACGCUCCACCCUGGAAGAGCGCACUGUUGAACGUGCCUAUCCCACAGAUGCCGUCAUUAAUCCGGCCUACAUGCACGAUGAGGAUUAUGUGAUCAAUGCGCCGCCACCGACGUACGAGGAGGUAAUGCGCCAACCACAGGUAUACCCACAGGUUCGCCACAAUAAUCACAAGAUAAGCGAUGCUAAUAUUUAGACAACAGGGAUACUUAGCUAAGGAUUGAUUUGUACAUACUGGUAGUUUGUCAUUGUCCGCUGUGAUUUACAGAUAGAUUUUGGUUGAUCUUUAUUUUAGUUGCACCUAAACGAAACAAAAUCAAUUCGAUUGAUUGAACUUAGGUGGCCUGCGCCCUCUUGCACUGCGAAUAACAUUAAUUACACCACUCAUAGUACAUAGUUUUACAUAGAAAAAUGUAUAAAUGAUUCUACAGAAGUAUGAUUAAUAAUUAUGGUUAUGAUUAAUGAUUAACGAUUAAUGGUUAAUGGUUACAAACAAACAGUCAGUCCAAGUACAGUCGAAGUUGUUGCAGAUUGUAAUUGUAAAUAAAUUAAGAAUGGCGAAUGAUAAAUAAAAAGUGUACAAAAAUA
Molecule: messenger RNA, 1520 nt
Organism: Drosophila miranda
Lineage: Eukaryota; Metazoa; Arthropoda; Insecta; Diptera; Drosophilidae
Exons: 3
Coding region: 679-1128 (149 amino acids)
Source: RefSeq, a predicted model, not a curated record